AUGGCUUUUCGAAUUGGAGCCGGGUUUGCUCGGUUCAUUCCGAUGAUCGGUUACCACCAUGUGCUGAUGAUUAUUAUUGCCGUUGCUAUCAUUCUCCUCUCCCUGCUAUUGGCUGGUUGCUCGUCAUCCUCUCCGCAAAUACCGAGCAUAUUCUUGAUUUCCAUGUACUAUAAGCGCUACGAUCCAGUAUUCAACCUCGCGCAAGUGGACCCCGGCGUGGUGACCGCAAUGGCAAAUAUUGUGGGUGGGGCGGAAAUGGAGGUUCGUGUGGGUUAUUUUGGAAUCUGUGUGCAGCCGACUGGUGGAUCUUACAUCUGCAAUUCGAAUGCGACAGCUCUGGCGGAGAUCGUUACGGUCGACCAAGACCCGCUGAACCUGAUCUGGGUGGCUUCGACUUUUAAAGAUGCCGUGGUCUUCCCCUAUUUAUUGAUCAUUGCCGUUAUUCUCGCCUUUUUCUGCUUUAUUCUCCUCGCCACUUUUCCUGGAUGGCACGAGGAGAUUGAUGCCAGCGGUUCCGAGCGAGAGGUGAAGCCAUUCCCUUCACGGCCUGUGUCGCAAGCAGCCUUGGCCCUUAUUUUUGUGGCGUCUGUCUUCGUCCUUGUCUCGGUACUAUGGCAACAUACAGCGUCCGUUGCUGCGAGUACGAUUGCCCAGGACAUGGGUAAUGGUAGUGUAAGAAGUGGAGUAGGCACUUCUGCGAUGGUUCUGGGCUGGUUUGGAUUCGGACUUAUGGUCGUCGUCACUAUCGGCCUACUGGUCAUGAUCCUCAGCAUAAAGUUGAUAAGGCAGUUGACGGAUGAAGAAUAG
Molecule: messenger RNA, 807 nt
Organism: Aspergillus tanneri
Lineage: Eukaryota; Fungi; Ascomycota; Eurotiomycetes; Eurotiales; Aspergillaceae
Product: Fig1 domain-containing protein
Exons: 4
Coding region: 1-807 (268 amino acids)
Biological process (GO): conjugation with cellular fusion
Cellular component (GO): mating projection tip; membrane
Source: RefSeq, a predicted model, not a curated record